AUGGUGCCCACGUUCCUCGCACGUAUAAAGUAUGUCACUAUGCUGGAGCCAAUCUUACUUCGCUGUGACAGCAUUGUUAGCAGUACUACUAGCGUGCUACUCGAACAGCCGCCACCAUCCAGCCACGUAUUUCUGGAGCCUUCAGUUUAUAUCGUAUCGUCAUGGCUCGCUCUAUUCUCUCCGUCGGCCUCGCGCUCUUCCUCGCUGCAGUUCUGGCUCUCUCCUGCGUCUCGUGCGCUCAAGGCGUCAGAGUUAUUGCAGAUGAUGCGAACAAACUCCUGGCUGGAAUGCGCAAGGCAGAUGACGUGCCUCCCCGUGAGCAGGCACGCCCUGCAGUCUGGUGUUCAAGCGGAAAGUGCAGGACUGCUACUCACUCUCCCUCGUGAGAACGCAGAAGAGCAUGGACAAGUGCAAGGAAGACCUUCUCGCGCAGAUUCAGCAGUGCGGAGGCAAGCCAGUACGGACCGAGUAUCCUCUGGCAGGAGGAGCAAGCAAGCCUAG
This is a messenger RNA of Closterium sp. NIES-65, 501 nucleotides long. Lineage: Eukaryota; Viridiplantae; Streptophyta; Zygnematophyceae; Desmidiales; Closteriaceae. The record is from the annotation of a GenBank genome assembly.